AGUUGAAGAAGUCGGAUGUGUGCAUCGUGAACUAAGCUUCGGCUCGUUUGGUCGUAUUUAAACCAUCUAUUGGUUUCGGUUUUUGAUCCUCUGCCACCACCUAGUGGCAGUGUUUUAAUUUGGCAUUCGGUCCUCCUACCGAAAGUGGUGUUUUAAAUGCUCAGAUAACAGUCGAUAGUUAUCUGAAAUAAUAAAGUCAGUUUCUUAAAAGUUCUGUUUUGUGCUGUGUAGAGUGUUUUAGUGCUGUUUGAAAAAUGAGAAAUAUUUUCCAAAUUCUCAGUUUCCUGUUCAUCGGUUAUGUCACCGGUCUUGAAUGGGAAGCAAUGAUUACGACCGACAGCGGAAUUUUCUUCUUCGACAAAAACUGGACUCAAAUUUCUUCCGGGGGACACCAGUUCCAGCAUAUUUCCGCGUUCGCUUACGACGAAGUAAAGAACGUGAUAUACUUCAGUGAUCUUAAGGAUCCCAACUUUCGCCUGUUUGCAAUGGAUGCUGAUCCACUCGAAGAGUAUCACAAGGUCGUCAAAUUACUGCCAAAGAUGGACGAAACCGCGUACAUUACGGGUUUGACCUUUGACCAUCUAGAGCGUAAGCUUUACUGGACUGAGCGAGGAACGCGUUCGGUUUAUUCGGUAGACGUUGAUAAAGUGAAAACGACAAGUGCAAAUGAGAGUCAAGCCCUAAUCAAGUUAGUUGCGAAGGUUGAGGAUGACCACGAACUUGCUUCAUUGAUAGUUGAUGAGUGUCGGAGGCAUCUUUACUGGACUAAUAGCUUUCUAAAAACAUCUAGCAUUGAUCAGUCAACAAUGAAUGGCUCGCGGCUUAAAUCCUACCAACAGGAUGUGUACCAGCCGAAGGGUAUCUCCAUUGAUCACUACAAAAAUCGCAUUUACUGGGUGGAGAAGAAAUAUGGUCGAGUAUUCAGCAUUGAAAGUGCUGAUUUAGAUAUGGAAAACCCGCAAACAUUCUUAAAAGGGUACGAUAAAGUGCCAACGCAUGUCUCGUUAGAUAGUCAGUUUUUAUACUGGGUUGAUCAGGAAGACAAUGAAGUGCAUGAAACGUCCAAAACUAAUCCCGCACAGACUAGGGUUAUUUAUAAGGGAAAUCGUCCAUCGGCCAUUAUAAUAAGAUCAAGUUUGCUGUUGGAAUUCCACAAAAACAAUCCUCGAUGCAAGGACGUGAUUUCCAAAAUCGUUGAAAAUGUAAGACGCGAAUCGGUUGGUGAAGCGUUGCUAACCGAAAAGCCAAUUGAGCCAAAACCGGAGAAAAUCGUUUGUUUAAAUAAUGGCAUUUUGAAUCAAAACACCAAUAGUUGCAUAUGUCUGUCGGAGUACCAUGGUAACUAUUGUGAAAUUCCUAUAUGUAACAACUUCUGCGUUCACGGUAAAUGUAUCGUCGGAGUGGACAGUCGACCAGUGUGCGAAUGCAACACGGAAUUCGAAGGAGAACGGUGUGACCGCAAUAAAUGCGACGGAUACUGCCUAAACAAUGGCCGCUGCUCGCUCAGUACGUCAGGCGAAACAUCCUGUGUCUGUUCGGAAAAUUUCAGUGGCACCCGGUGUGAAACGGCAAUCUGCACCCCAGACUACUGCUACAAUGGUGAAUGCCUGGUGGAAGGCGAGCAGCCGAAGUGCAAAUGUAGCGUUGGUUACAGAGGGGAACGUUGUGAGGAGUACACAUGCAACAAUUAUUGUCUCAAUGACGGUAAAUGCGUGCUCAAUAACGAAACCAUGCUAGUGGAGUGCCGCUGCAGCGCGGAGUACACGGGAAAGCGUUGCGAGAUCCCGAAGCGAUUUUGUUCGCUCGAUACCGGAAACUCGGAGCUACAACCGUACUGUGAAGGUAUCGUCAGCUCUGGUAUCCUUGCCGAACCUCAGGUUACGUACUGUAAAAACUCCUUCAACCGCACCGUCGUGUACACGUCGUUGGCUUUUGCGGUUUCCCUGAUCAUUCUGGCGGUUAUUCUUUGCAUCGUGCGGAGGUUCAUAGAGCAAGGAAGGCCACGCAUUACCAAGCGUUUCAAGGUGACUAACCAUACACAGAUGACGUCGCGACCAGCAACUCAGUGUGAGAUUACGAUUGAGAACUGCUGCAAUAUGAAUGUGUGCGAAACGCCUUGUUUCGACACCAAACUGCUGACCAAAGCAUCUUCGAAGGCGGACGACAAACAGUACUUGUUGGAUGAUAUCGAAAGCCUAGCAGGUUCCUGUCGAAAGCUACCCAGCUGCGGUAACGAAAAGACUUUGCCAUGAUCAUGCGAGAUAGAGACUGCUAGUAAGGAUGUUUUCCUUAUGAUGAGGAUGGUGUUCUUUUCUAUAGCGGCAGCUGUAAAAGUGCGAUUAAAUAGGUUUAGCUAUGGCGGAAAAUAUUGCCCCAAAACUGAAAUCUCUCCAGACGUUACCGAUAUACAAUUUAGAUAGCUGUGAACUAAUUUAUGUGAUUAGUUGAUAGGGUAAAACAGAAGGAAACAGGCACUGUUAAUGCAAUAGUAGUGUGAAUGAGGUCCAUUCGAUAUAUUUUGGCCAUGCUGAUAAUAGCUUUUGUGGGAUUUUUAAGCAGUACUUAUUUUAAUAUUUUUGUUACUCGCGGUAUAUCCUAUACCUAAAAUGAAAACAGGCGUAGAAAGUAAACAGCUCCUUAUUUCAGGGUGGUACUAGUGACUUAUUAUGAGAUGUACUUUUCUGAAUCAAAACUUAAGAAAAAAAGUGACUCACAUUUUUGAAACACGUAUUUUAAUGGUACGCCGCAAUAUUUGUAAUAAAAAAUUGUUUAGGCUUGAAGUUUACAAAAUGAGUACUUUCCCAAACUGCUAUUUUCGAAUGUAAUUGCUGGAAAUGGUAGCUAUAAACUUUCGAUAACCAUAAGAGCGUAGCAAAUGCGGUAAAGUGAUCCAAAUCGUUUGCGUCAAUUUUUCACUGUUCCUUAUUUAUUUAUCAAUUAACUUUUCUAAUGCGACGCUUACUGAUUGCAACGGAAAUAUUUUGAGGAACUCGAAAAUGUCUGUUACAUUGUUAUUCACUUCAGCAACGCACAAUUGUUACGCUUUUACGGGUUUCAAUUUUUACCACCAUGCCAGAAGCAUAGAAUAGCCACCAGCAAACGAUUUGAUAGUUGUAUAUGAUCGGGCUGUUGGUUUUAUAUAUUUUUUCUAUUAUCGUUACGUACAAAAGUGACCGGUGACCGAAUAAACCCAAAUGCGCGCGCGCAACCUCAACAAGCCAUUGAUCAAAUGUAUCUGUCAUAGUCUAUGAACCACAGUCACACUCGAAAUGUUGCAAACUGCAACUCGCAAUAAUUUUCUCUUACUGCAGCAGCUAAAAUAA
Messenger RNA from Wyeomyia smithii (pitcher-plant mosquito), 3323 nucleotides. RefSeq names its product protein cueball (gene cue). Lineage: Eukaryota; Metazoa; Arthropoda; Insecta; Diptera; Culicidae. The transcript has 4 exons. Bases 255 to 2252 code for a protein of 665 amino acids. The record is from RefSeq and is a predicted model, not a curated record.